GCUGCGUUCAUGAGAGCUGCAGGCGGGAUCCGGAGAGGGGCCUCCGAGGGAAGCCGGACAGGGCGAGCGAGCCGCUAUGGAAGAGCUCGCCCAGCGCCCCCCGUCGCCCGCCACCAGCCCUGUCCACCCGGAGGAAAUGGAUGAAACAACAACCCUGGUUUGUAAACCGAGAAACAAAGGAGGAACUAGCAACCUCUCAUCAGCUGCUUUUAAUGUCAUCAACUCUAUCAUAGGAUCUGGUAUGAUAGGCCUGCCCUAUUCUCUGAAGCAAGCUGGCUUUCCAUUGGGAAUAUUGCUGUUGUUGGCCGUUGCUUAUAUCACAGAUUAUUCUAUUAUCCUGUUGAUUAAAGGAGGGAACCUGUCUGGAACCAACAGCUACCAGGCUCUGGUCAAUAAAGCAUUUGGUUUUGUAGGGUACCUAAUUGUCUCGACUCUCCAGUUCUUAUACCCUUUCAUUGCCAUGAUUAGUUACAACAUUAUAACAGGAGACACUUUGACUAAAGUUUUCCAAAGAAUUCCUGGAGUCGAUCAAGACAAUUUGCUCAUUGGUCGCCAUGUCAUCAUUCUCUGUGUCACCAUCAUCUUCACCCUUCCUCUUUCCCUCUUUCGAAAUAUAUCAAAAUUGGGGAAGGUAUCGUUGGUUUCUCUGAUUUUAACUGUCCUCAUCCUGGCGUUUGGGAUUAUAAGGGCAGUUACAUUUAGUGCACAGGUAUCCCAAACAGAAAAUCCGUGGGUGUUUGCAAAGCCCAAUGCAGCCCAAGCCAUCGGGGUGAUGUCAUUUGCAUUCAUUUGUCACCACAAUAGUUUCUUAAUUUACGGCUCCCUGAAAGAACCCACGCUCAGCAACUGGGCUCGUGUCAUGCAUGUGUCCGUCUCCUUUGCUGUGUUUGUCAGCUUGUUGUUCGCUACGUGUGGGUAUGUGACCUUUAGAGAAUAUACAGAAGGAGACAUAUUUGAGAACUAUUGCCGAGAUGAUGACCUUGCCACAUUUGGGAGGUUUUGCUACGGAAUCACUGUCAUCCUAACGUUUCCAAUAGAAUGCUUUGUUACCAGAGAGGUCCUCGCAAACGUGUUUUUCGAUGGAAACCUUACAACCAUUUGCCACGUUGCUCUGACAGUCAUCGUCAUUGCUUUAGCGACAAGUGUAUCGUUAGUGUAUGAUUGCCUGGGAAUAGUUUUAGAGCUAAAUGGGGUGCUCAGUGCUACUCCUCUGGUCUUCAUCCUGCCUGCCGCCUGCUACCUGAGGUUCUCCGAGGAGCGAUGGACCCAUUCAGACAACCUUCUCUCUGCCCUGAUCCUUACCAUUGGGGUGCUAGUGAUGACAGUUGGCUUUGUUAUGACUGUCCUGCAUCCCCAGGAAUGUAGCCAUGGGCAAGAAAUGCCAUACUGCUUCCUUGGAAAUGCCUCGCUGUACAACCAAACAGUCCUGUCUUCUCCACAAACUCACCAACCCUAGGAGACAGUGUCUCCCAGACAACAGCAGUGCAAUUAUAAAC
This is a messenger RNA of Lacerta agilis (Sand lizard), 1496 nucleotides long. RefSeq names its product solute carrier family 38 member 11 (gene SLC38A11). The transcript has 12 exons. Gene Ontology annotation, molecular function: amino acid transmembrane transporter activity. Gene Ontology annotation, biological process: amino acid transmembrane transport. Lineage: Eukaryota; Metazoa; Chordata; Lepidosauria; Squamata; Lacertidae. The record is from RefSeq and is a predicted model, not a curated record. Bases 77 to 1456 code for a protein of 459 amino acids.